GGCACUGAUUACAUUAUCUCUUUAUGAUAUAAAUCGAAUCAUAUAUUUGUAUUACUCAAACUCUAAACAGUUGUCGCACACCGCUCAAGCAAGUGAAAAAGAAUGCAGUCCCCCCUCUACUUGUUCUCGUUGCUGUUCGUUGUCCAUGUGGGACGACAAGUCCACGGCGCGCCUGACGGUGACGUCGAGGACACCAUGAUCGCAGAGGACGAAGCUAGACCCGUGCUACCCGAUGCCCCUCGGUAUCCCCCGAUCAACAGCGGUGAUAAGAUUGCUCUAAAGAUGUCCUAUACGUCGGGUGAUUUGUCCAAAUUCUGGAUGAAGUGCAGCGACAGAGAGUGUUCUGCUCAUAAAUGCGCCGAGGGCCGCUUGAACAUGAAGUCCAGUAAAUGGUCCUCAUGUGUUACCCUUAUGUACAUCAUCCGUGCGAUCGGCAAGUCGGACGGUCAGCCCAUCAACAGCGGCGACAAGGUCACCAUCUCAUCAGCGCAAGACAUGAACUCCAAGCACAUCGGAUGCGAUUCCAAGGACUCUUACAAGUGCAGAUUCCAAUCCAUCGCUUACCGCAAAUUCAAAGACGACUGGUUCCGCCACAGUCAAGCCAUUUUCCAGAUCUUCUCUCGUGACGGCGAAGAUGGUACCCCAGUAGAGUACGGGGACAUAGUGGGGUUCCGCUACCCUUACUACUACGCGGACCACUGGCUUUCGUAUAAAGACGGUUACUGGUACGCGGAUAAAUGCAGCAACAAGGCCAAGUCAACAUGCGCCAAAAUCAACUCACCCACCGGCUUUCAGAUCUUCAAGCCUUACAAGGCUUAGAGCGGUGCUGGAACCUUGACGCCACGUUUAAGAUAAUUUAGUAAUAAACAUAUAGGUAUGAUAAGGGGUUUAAGACUUGAUGUAACGCUGCCGAAAUAUUAAUAAACUGAACGUUAAUGUCUCA
This is a messenger RNA of Nematostella vectensis (starlet sea anemone), 943 nucleotides long. RefSeq lists its product as uncharacterized. Bases 103 to 819 code for a protein of 238 amino acids. The transcript has 4 exons. Lineage: Eukaryota; Metazoa; Cnidaria; Anthozoa; Actiniaria; Edwardsiidae. The record is from RefSeq and is a predicted model, not a curated record.